AUGACAGCUCAAACAGCUCUCUACCUUGCGGCCACAUCCCAGGCCCUGGCUGCCUUUGCCCUCGGCUACACCAGGCCUUCCAAUCUUGCACGUCCGGCCAUUGCCCUUUCCGUCGCCUGGCUCACCUGGCUGUUCAACCAGGCCAUCCACGAUGCUUUGCACAGCCGUCUUCAUGUGGCUUUACUAUCAACUGGCAUGUGGAUUCAAUGUCUGAAGACAUUGGACGAUCUAUGCCUCACCAAGUUGUCCUUUGAUGAAGAAGCCAAGAAGUCAAUAUCUUCUUCUCGCCUUCGCUUUGGUGUCAGUAACCUCUGGAACAUGCGUGGCGUCGGUACAAGCAAAGUCAUCUCCCAAAUUCCUUGUUGGCCUCACUCUCCCGGAAGACUGUCUUCCGUUCCGUCCCGAGGCCAGGAGAUGUUGAGGCAUGUCAGAAACGCCACCGUCAGUUACUUGAUCCUCGAUAUUUUUGCCUGCCAACCACCUCCAGACUUGGAGAAUAUGAUGUCACCUCGGAACGAGCUCCUACUCUCCCGGCUGGGAGAAAUCCGUUCAGAGGAAGCAAUCUUCCGCCUCUUUGCGGUCUUUGGUUUCUGGCUUAAUACCUUUUGUGUUAUCCACCUUGUCAACAGUAUCUUUUGUUUGUCGUAUCUUAUCUUGGGUCUCUACCCUGUCGAAAUGCUACCCCCAAUCUGGGGUCGACUGUCAGAGGCGUACACUAUCAGACGUUUCUGGGGUAACUUUUGGCAUCAGACGCUGCGACGUCAUCUCACUAGCAUAAGUGACUUUCUCGCCCACAGAAUACUUCACGUGCCUCGUGGAUCAGUGAUUGCUCGGUAUUGUAAGCUUUUAAUCAGCUUCUUCAUCUCUGGAGCGCUGCAUUAUCCUGCUGAUCGGGCUCUCGGCAUUUCUGUUCAAGAGUCCGAUGCUAUUCCUUACUUUGUCAUAACUGCUUUGGCAAUAAUGUGUGAAGACGGCGUGCAGCACAUCUCCGAGGGAUGGGGGAGCAAGAGGAGGAAGUAUCUGGGUUAUUUAUGGGUUGCUAUGUAUAUGUACUGCAUGACUCCAUCAUGGGGCUAUCCAGCUGCAAGAGUUGUACGACCACAAGACCAGCUAGUCUCGUUCUCGUUGAUUAGACAUAUCAUGCCUUGA
Fusarium coffeatum is the source of this 1149-nucleotide messenger RNA. RefSeq lists its product as uncharacterized. NCBI's taxonomy places the organism in Eukaryota, Fungi, Ascomycota, Sordariomycetes, Hypocreales, Nectriaceae. The record is from RefSeq and is a predicted model, not a curated record. Bases 1 to 1149 code for a protein of 382 amino acids. The transcript has a single exon. Gene Ontology annotation, biological process: lipid metabolic process.